This is a messenger RNA of Danaus chrysippus (African queen), 1296 nucleotides long. The record is from the annotation of a GenBank genome assembly. NCBI's taxonomy places the organism in Eukaryota, Metazoa, Arthropoda, Insecta, Lepidoptera, Nymphalidae.
AUGGCAUUACCAGUAAAAUUCGAAGAACCAAUUGAUUACUUCACAAAAUGUCUGCAGUGUUUUAAGGAAUAUCAGUAUUUAUUUAAAUUCCCAAACACAGAUCUAUUGACAGAAAAUGUUUUGGAAUGUAUUGAGAUUGAUGAAAUAGAUUUUACUAUUAACGAGAGCUGUGACCUUAGAUCUACAGUUUGCAAUUAUUUGGACACAUUUUUUGAGAAAUUUGAUAGAUUGAAAUCUGAAUAUACUACAAUUAAACACACAGAUUUAGAUUUCUUGUUAAAUGUACCUUUAAGUCCUAAAAAGAAACACGAAAUUACGUAUUUAGCGAAAGAAAUAAAAGAUUUUUGUGAGGAAAUUAAUUGUGAGACUGUUGUCGAUUUUGGUUCAGGGCUGGGUUAUUUAGAUCAACAAUUAUACGAAACCACAAAUCUCAAUGUUCUGGGAUUAGAGUGUAAUGAAAACAAUUACGUUGCAGCAAAACGUCGUCAAAGAAAAUAUCAUAUAAAUUCACUUUCACGAGUUAAGUAUAUAAAACAUACAAUAAAUGAAAAUUCUAAAAAUAAUAUAGAAGAAUACUUGUGUGAUAAGUUCCUAAAUUGUGAUAGUUUUUGCAUAACCGGACUCCACGCAUGUGCAGAUUUGACAAUAGAUGCCAUUAAUAUAUUUUUGAACUCAAAAACUGCAAACGGUUUAGUCAUUAUGUCUUGUUGUUAUCAUCGAAUGAUAUCAGACAAUGGAAGGUUUAAGAAUUUUCCCUUGAGCGACGCUUUAAAAGAAUGUUGUGAUGAAAAUUCCUUGGAAAUAUUAUCGAUACCAUUUUUAAGAUUGGCAGCACAGACGUCAACCCUUGGUACUAAAAUUGAAGAUUCGGUUUUUAAUUUAUUAGCUCGAGCUGUACUGCAAGUCUACGCAUUCAAAAAUAAUUUAAUUCUAAAAAGAACGAAACGAAAAGCAGUUAGAUUAAAAUCCGUAAAAAACAAUUUCGAAGAUUAUGUACAAGAUGCAUUGACUGGUUAUCAAUUGAUACGUGGAAACGGAUCAAAUAAUACAGAAAAUAUCAAUUUCGAUGUCGAAGAAAUUAUUUCAAUUUGGCGGGAGUUACCUGAAUUGACAUUUAAAAAGGCAGCUAUAUUUGUAUUACUCCAAAAUUACUUACAACCAGUGUUUGAAAAUUUCAUAUUAUACGACAGACUAAUAUAUUUGCAAGAACGCGGUAUAUUAUCUUGUAAAUAUAAAAAAAUUGUAGAUAACAAUAUAUCACCCAGAUGUUUAGCUUUAAUAGUGAAAAAGCAUUAA